AGAUGUCGUCACCGAGGGCUUGGGAGCAAAGCAGUGUUGGAUGCUUCUAGCAUUUUCCUUGCUUCCAGCUUCCUGAAGUGUCAUCAUCUUAUUUCAGUUGGUGGCAACUGAAUGCAAACCCACACAGCUGCAUAUUUCACACAGCUUUUCUGGCUCCAGGUGCAGCACUCACCCUGGAGGCAGGGGGAACAGGCUGGGUGUGACUCAGGAGAUGCCACUGUUGCCUUUGUUGAAUUUCAUUCCAUUUCUGCCUGCCCACCCCUGAAGCCUGCCCAAGUCUGGCUGAAUGGCAGCACAGACUCCUGGGGUGGCAGCCCCUCCACCCAGCUUGGUGCCAUCAGUAAACUUGCUGACAGUGCCACGAGAUUUGGGGUCAUUCAGCCUGGAGAAGAAAAGACUUCUAAGAGACCUUAUUGAAGCCUUCUAAUACUUGAAAGGGGCCUGUAAGAAUCAGAGAAUCACAGAAUCAGUCAAGGUUGGAAGGAACCACAAGGAUCAGCCAGUUCCACCCCCCUGCUGUGGGCAGGGACACCCUAACCUAGAUCAGGCUGGCCACAGCCUCGUCCAGCCUGGCUUUAAACAUCUCCCUGGGCAACCCAUUCCAGGCUCUCCCCACUCUCAUGCUGAACAGCUUCCUCCUCAAGUCCUCAGAAAGAUGGACUUUAUCAGAGCCUGUUGUGACAGGCCAAGAGGUGGUGACUUUAACAAAGGGGAGCUGUAGACUAAGUAGAAGGAAGAGAUUUUGAACCCUGAGCAGUGCUUGGGUAGUGUUUCCCUGCUUUAAGUACCUUUGGAGGCUGAAAGGAGUUUGUAGCUCGAAAGAAAACUGCAAAGGAGCAGACCCCCUUUAAUCUGCUGCAGGUGUAAAUAAUAGCAGAGGCAACGAGGCCUGCAGAAGCACCUGCAGGUUGUCUGGGGAGAGGUUGAUCUGCCAGCAGCAGUGCUCACAGCUGCAGGAGGGGCCCCUUGAUGAGGGCUGCCACGUGGGGGAAAGGAGCAGAGCCAAGCGCAGAAGCCUUGUGUGAGCUGCAAGGAAGGUUGGUGAAGUUGCUCUGCUCUGCCCUGUCCUGCCCAGCCUGCUGCGAGAAAGUUGGGAGCUCUGGAAACGUGAUUGUUUGGUGAGCAGAAAGGUGCCUUGGAGUGAGGCUGAACAUCAUUUGGAGCAUGACAGCAAUGGAUGGAAGCACCUUUGGAAAUGCAUCGAUGAUAGCUGGAGCUGCACUGCAUAAAUCUGAGAAACUCCUUGAAAGAACUCGUGCCAGGAGGGAGAACCUGCAGAAGAAAAUGGCUGAGCGACCCAAGAUGGGAGCGAGACCCACAAUGCAGACCAAGAGGGUCAGAGAGCCUUUGUUAGAGACUGGUAACCAGGCACCUCUUCCAGGGGAAGAAGGGAAACCUGGGACAAAGCCAUCGCCAUCAAAGAGGCUCUGCCCCAACAACAUGGAAACUCAGACUCCCAGUUCAGAGAACAUACAGCCACUUCCUUCAAGUUCCACAAGCCAUCGUUCUCCUGAGAAGACUUCAGAGCUGCACAUGGCUGCUUCUGACAAGUCUUCACUGGUUCAGCCUCUUGAGAAACGAAAGCCAAACGCAGAGUCAGGAACUCCUGCAGCCCUUUCAGUCAAAACACGAAUGCAGAAGCUGGCAGAGCAGCGGCGUUGCUGGGACAGCGAGGAUCCCUCUGAAUGUGCUGCUCUGUCUCCCCUCCAGUCAAAAGAUCUGUCUGUUUCUCCACCUAAGCAGACAUCUAAUGCCCUGGCAAAUGAUACCCCUAUUGGGAGAAGAGGCCGUUUAGCUAACCUUGCUGCUACAAUUGGUUCCUGGGAAGAUGACCUAAGUCAUCCAUCUGCAAAGCAAAACAAUGCACAAGAACAGCCUGGCACUACUUGUUUAUCCAAAUUGUCCACUACAAGUGGAGCAUCUGCUAGAAUCAAUAGUAGCAGUGUAAAGCAGGAAGCUGCAUCCUGUUCUCAAAGGCUUGUUGAGGCUUCUAUUAAUAAACCAGCAAACUCAAAGAUAGAGGAUCCAAACAGUCUUAGACAACCCUCAAGAGUCGCUGUUCCUUGUUCUAAAGACUCUGAAGUACGACAACUGCUCACACAGAAUCCCCGCAGCCCUCAAAGAGCUGAGAAGCUUACACAGGCAGCAAAACCACCUUUGCCUCAACCCCUUCAGUCCAAAGAAGAGCCAGUCAAAGGAACACAUGUACAACUUGAACCUAAGGGGAAACCCACAACACCAGGGGGAUCAGGAAUUAAGCCCUUCCUGGAACGCUUCGGGGAGCUCUGUAAAGAGCGUGGGGUACGGAGUCCUGCUGCCAAUACCGCGGGGUGCAGAACUCCCACUGUCACCCCAAACACGAGGACCAUCCAGGAGAGGCUGCUCAAACAGAAUGAACAUUCCUCUACUGCCAGUUUAGCCCUUCAGCUGAAGCAGGAGCGGGAACGAGAACUCGCCUGCCUUCGGGGCCGCUUUGACAGGGGCAAUCUGUGGAGUGGGGACAGAAGUGAGAGUUCCCAGAGAAAAAUUCCAGAAGCUAAAAUGGAAAGCCAACCUCAGACUAGUCCUAAACGUCCUCCUAGUUCAGAUGCCGCUGCUUUUGAAUCAGCAGAAGACACACCAGCAGGUGACAAGCCAGCAAAGUCUCCCAGCAUGGAGUCUUCAGACUUAGAUGCUCCUAAAUCUGAAGAAAGUGAUAAACCCAGUCCUGUGAAGAACACUGAGCCUAAGAGCCCUGUGAAAGCGAUGUCUGUCUCAAAACUUGACCAACUUGCUGAGAAACCAAAAGAUGGAGUGUGUGAAAUUGAAAUGAGUGUGGAUGAUGAGAUGAACAGCUCAAAAGUGAUCAAUGAGAUUUUUGAGAUCCUUGAAGAGGAUGGCCCAGACAUAGAAAAGCUGAAGAAAGAAAUGAGCAUGAGCCUGGAAGGUGAAAGUGAUGAGGAUGAGCAGGAGAAGUCGCUGAAUAUUUCGUCAAUGUCUCUGUUAACCCCUCUAGUGGAAUCUGUUGGCCCAGAGGCCUUUAUUUCUCCCUGUAAGUCAACUGGUGAAGGUAGCAGUAUCAGUGAUGUAAGCCUGAGCUCUGAGAAGUUCCAAAGGACCAAAGUGCCCAGGGCAGAAUCUGGAGACAGCAUUGGCUCUGUGUCAGAUGAUCGUAACCUUCCAUACAGUGUUGAUGCAUACAGAUCUCAGAGAUUUAAAGAAACUGACCGUCCUUCGAUCAAGCAGAUAAUUGUUCGCAGAGAAGAUGUUGCUUCCAAACUAGACGUGAAAAAGAAUGGCCCAGCUGAGCAAGUCAAUAUCAAAAAGAAAAUGCAGGAGCUGAAUAAUGAGAUCAACAUGCAGCAGACAGUGAUCCAUCAAGCCAGUCAAGCUCUGAACUGCUGUUUUGAUGAGGAGCAUGGAAAAGGGUCACAGGAAGAAGCAGAGGCAGAGAGACUACUUCUCCUUGCAACUGAGAAACGAACUGCUUUAUUGGAAGAACUGAAUAAACUGAAGAGUGAGGGACCUCAGAGUAAAAGGAAUAAAGCUCCUUCUACAUCCACCGAAUUUGCUCCAUCCAGGGGAUCUGUUUCCAUUUCAGAGAUGCGUCUACCUCUAAAAGCAGACUUUGUAUGUGGUACAGUUCACAAGCCAGAGGCAGCAAAUUACUACUAUGUGAUAAUACUGAGGUCUGGAGCAGAAAACAUGGUUGCAACUCCUUUAGCAAGCACUGCCAACUCCCUGAAUGGAGAUGCUCUUACUUUUACUACAACAUUUACUAUGCAUGAUGUGUCAAAUGACUUUGAAAUAAAUAUAGAAGUUUACAGUUUGGUACAGAGAAAAGAAACUACAAGCAGUGAUAAAAGGAAAAAGGCAAAUAAAUCCAAGGUCAUUACUCCAAAGAGACUGUUGACAUCUAUUACCUCUAAAAGCACCCUUCUUACUCCAGCCAUGGCCAGCCCUGGUGGCCCCAAUGCUGCUCGCACUACCAACUUCCUACUUGUUGGAUCUCACAAGCUGUCAUUGUCUUCUGUAGGGAAUACCAAAUUUGCACUGGACAAGAUAAAUUUUGAAGGGGAGGAAAAAGAACUCUUGGGCUAUAUGUUCCAGGACAAGGUUCCCUUUUUGUCCCCUCUGGAAGGUCAUAUAUAUCUCAAGUUAAAAUGUCAAGUCGACUCCUCUGUGGAGGAGAAAGGAUUCUUGACUAUGUUUGAAGAUGUCAGUGGAUUUGGAGCGUGGCACAGGCGCUGGUGUGUGCUGUCUGGAAAUUGUGUCUCUUACUGGACGUACCCAGAUGAUGAGAGACGAAAGCAUCCUUUGGGCCGUAUCAACCUGGCCAACUGCACCAAUCACCAGAUCGAGCCUGCCAACAGGGAGUUCUGUGCCCGCCCCAACACCUUCGAGCUGAUAACCGUGAGGCCUCAGAGGGAGGACGACAGGGAGACCCUUGUCAGCCAAUGCAGAGACACUCUCUGUGUCACAAAGAACUGGCUGUCUGCUGACACUAAAGAGGAACGCAACCUAUGGAUGCAAAAGCUCAACCAGGUCCUCGUGGACCUUCGGAUGUGGCAGCCUGAUGCUUGCUACAAACCUAUUGGAAAGCCUUAAACUCAGGAAGGCAGACACAAAGCAAAUCUGUAUGCAGAAACCUGCUUGAACUGCACACACACACACAAAAAGAAGGAAAAGAACCUCAGUGAGAAGUCCUUUUGGUCACUUAUGCUUUAAAUUUGGGAGAGUAUUUAACAGUAUAGAGGAUUAUUUUAUGCAGUGGUUUUUUUCCUUUCACUUCAAGAAUUUUAAACCUCUUUUUUGCCUUCCUAGCUUUUAAGUAAGGUAGGAAGCAAUUAACUCUUUCUAAACGUGCUAAAUAUUUAUGUUAACUCCUUUUGGGUUUGAUUUAUUUUUUGGAAGUCCUCCUUUAGCUAAGUACAGUUCUUGUUGGACAACUAAAUUAUUACAGGAAAAUCACACUUCCAGGGCAGGAAGAGGAGGCAGAAUGGGAAGAAAAGAGCAAAGCUUUCUAGAGAGCUCAGCUGCCUGACAGAAACAAGAGCUCAUAGGCACAAGAUUUGCUGUUGGAGGCUUUUGUAAUGAUCAGGCAUAGAAGCUACUGAUGGAAGCUACUCUGCAGCAUGCAGGGUAGGUGUUUUCUUGCUUGCACAGUGUCCUCAUGGUCAGAACAAAGGGACAUGCACAACAUUUUAGUGUUCCUUUUGUUACUUCUGGUAGAAACUGGUAUGGAGAAGUGCCUGGCACAUGGACUGUGAGAAAUUAUGUAUGGAGGAUGUUGCACCUGGGAGAGGAAAGGUCUGGAAUAGUUUUAGGACUCCUCUAUUUAAAAGGGCAACAAAACAGAAAGGAAACUUCAGUUUUAGAGUUGUAUGUGUCAGUAUUUCCUGGGACUUGUGGGUUGUACAAGGCAGAAUUCUCCAUUUGGGAAUCAGGACUAGGUUAAUAAGUGAAGUGUUUUGGUUUGGCCUUUUAUAAGACACUACAAAGCUGCUCUGUGCCAGCGAAUUCUCUGCUGGCUGGAAGUCUGGGCCUUGCUCCUCCUCAGACACAUCCAAUGCAGCUAAACCCCAGGAAUUCAGUCCUGUUGCUAAAAUGACAAAACCUGUCAGCUCAGACUUGCAGGUUCCAAAGCUUCUUUUUCCUCCUGCUGUCUCUUUCCCUCACUGCUGCACUGGCAAUAGUGGAAUGCUUCAACUUGCUGUUAUCCAUUCACACUCGGAACACUAAAUUCUGUUCAGCUUUUGUGCUGCUUUUAAUCCUGCCACUUUUUUGUACUUCCUUGGAACUCUAGUCUUCUUUUUUUAUCCUUUGCCUUCAAAUAUUUCCAAGCUAUGUAUUGAGAUUUUAUUUUAUUCAUUUAAAAGUAAAGAAUAAAAACACUUUAUGGAGGGGAAACAAAAAAAA
This is a messenger RNA of Pogoniulus pusillus (Red-fronted tinkerbird), 5898 nucleotides long. It is a transcript of the gene ANLN, whose product is annotated as anillin, actin binding protein. Gene Ontology annotation, cellular component: actomyosin contractile ring. The transcript has 26 exons. Lineage: Eukaryota; Metazoa; Chordata; Aves; Piciformes; Lybiidae. The coding region runs from base 1165 to 4587 and encodes 1140 amino acids. Gene Ontology annotation, biological process: actomyosin contractile ring assembly; septin ring organization; mitotic cytokinesis. The record is from RefSeq and is a predicted model, not a curated record.